GUGAACCACUGUUGUGUGUUAUGUUACCUGUCGUUCCGGACUGUCCGUCUUCUACUUUGUUUAUUAGUCUCGACGUCAGGUAGACGUUUGUAAGUAAUAUACACCUAGGAGGUUUAGAAGCGUUCUAAAGAUCCUGAUUUUAUAAUAGGUGGCGCUAGUUUCCCUUUCGCGAGAGUAUAAAAGGCGGCGGUCGAAACUAGACAGUGUUCACUUCUUCGUCUGACACGAACGAGAUAAGGCCGGACAUAAAGACAUCCCCAUAAUGGUUAAGACCAAGACAACUCCCGUCAAACAGUGCCCUAUGUGUUCCUUCCGUGCCAACAACAUGGAUGACAUGAGGAAGCAUAUCCUGGAGUGUGGCCUAGAGACAAUGGAAAGGAAGACUCUCACGUGCACUGAUUGCAGCUACAAAACUUUCCGUGCUGCUAAUAUGAAUCGGCACCGUAAACGUCAUACUGACAACGACAGGAGUGCUCCCAAGGCUGUGGAACAGAGUUUGGAGGAAGACCGGCCUUCAACGUCAUCCCAAGCUCCCGCUGUACAAACUGAUGUAGAGAGCUGGAAGGCGCAAGAUCCUGGUGACCUUCUGGGGGAGAUAUCGGAAUCUUCUGAGGGUAAUUGCUUGUCUUCUGAAGAUGAGGGAGACAGUCUUCUGGUCGGGCGUACUAUCAGAAGACCAACGCGACCAGAACCAGUUCGAGCCCCAAAGAGGAAGUCAGAAACUGCAACUUCAGUCAAGCCCCAUCCGAAGGAUCCUAUCAACAUGGUUCCAAUGCCAGUGUUAAGCACUGCCCCUAGUGCAAAGAAAACAUGCACCUACGUUAAUGUUGCCACUCAGACAGAGCAAGAGCCGCCUGCUAGCCGAAGGACUGUAACGAAGACUACCCGGUAUUCAGAGGGAGGACGGGACAUCCAGAUAGUCGAGUUUUUCGAGUUCUUUGAGCAGGAGAACCUCAAUCGCUUUUCCUAAAUCGAUUUUCAUGUAACUUCCUGAUUAAACCCUUGAGUGUUA
Pecten maximus is the source of this 1012-nucleotide messenger RNA. RefSeq lists its product as uncharacterized. The transcript is spliced from 2 exons. NCBI's taxonomy places the organism in Eukaryota, Metazoa, Mollusca, Bivalvia, Pectinida, Pectinidae. The record is from RefSeq and is a predicted model, not a curated record. Bases 263 to 970 code for a protein of 235 amino acids.